AUGGUCAAAAUUGCUAUCAUUACCUACUCAUUGUACGGCCACAUAGAUACUGUGGCCAAGUCCCUUGUCAAAGGGAUAGAGGCAGCUGGUGGAAAAGCCGACCUUUUCAGAGUUGAAGAAACUUUGCCAGAUGAAGUGUUGACAAAAAUACACGCUCCUGAAAAGCCUGACAUUCCUAUCGCCACUGCUCAAACCCUAGAAGAAUACGACGCCUUUUUGUUUGGGAUCCCUACCAGAUACGGCAAUGUCCCAGCUCAAUGGUCAGCUUUCUGGGACAGAACUGGUGGAUUGUGGGUCAAGGGAGCCUUGCAAGGUAAACCCGCCGGGAUAUUCGUCUCCACUGCUAGUUAUGGAGGUGGACAGGAAACCACGAUCAAAACUGCAUUGACGUAUCUGGUCCACCAUGGAAUGAUUUACAUUCCUGUUGGUUACAAGAACUCGUUCGCAGAGUUCUCCAACGUGGAAGAAAUCCACGGUGGCUCUGCGUGGGGUGCUGGCACCCUAGCAGGUGCUGAUGGCUCUCGUACACCAUCAGACCUGGAAUUGAGAGUGGCCGUCGCCCAGGGAAAGGCAUUUUACGAAAUUGUUCAACAUUUCCCUUUGGCGAGCACCAAAAAGACUACCACCAAGGCAGCCACGACCGAAGAGAAAAAGGCCAGCCCUCAAAGAGUAACUCAGUCUGCUGCUGCGUCAGGAAAAAAAGACGCAGACAAGAAGAAAAAUGGCUGUUGCAUUGUCAUGUAG
Molecule: messenger RNA, 744 nt
Organism: Lachancea sp. 'fantastica'
Lineage: Eukaryota; Fungi; Ascomycota; Saccharomycetes; Saccharomycetales; Saccharomycetaceae
Source: the annotation of a GenBank genome assembly